CUAACAUACAUAAUUAUAUAUUAGGGUUUGCUCAUUAAAAAAGCACGAAUAUAAUUUGUGACUUGCCUAAGCCCUUAUUUAGUGCCCAACUUCUCGCACUUCUUUUUGCUCAUCGUACUGCCCGUUACCGUCAAAUCACGGAAUAGUUUGACAUAUUCACACUAUAUACUCUGUUCUGGUCGAUUGAGCGGAUUAUUUUAGUGUGAGUGAAUUAUGGCUCCGUCGUGGACGGCCGUUAUGGUGGCGGUUUUGCUGUGUUUUUGGGGUGUUCCGGGGUGCUCCGGCGCCGGAGAGUUUGAUUUCGGCCAGUCCAAGUGCUUGAAGGUGCCGGCGACAGAGUUCGUGAGGUCCGUUAUAUCGGCGAUAAGGAAUAUCACAGUGGCCAAUGCCACCGUGGCGGAGAUCGGCCAUAGUGUGGGGCACUAUGGACAUUUCCGGCUGUCGACGGCGAUCUCCGACUGCCUGGAUCUUCUCGACUUCUCCGCUGAGGAACUGUCUUGGACUAUCCACCACUGGGGUGGUAAAAAAAGUAAUAGCACCGUCGGCAUCGGCACGGGGAGCAUGAGUGCGGAUUUGAGGACAUGGUUGACGGCUGCGUUAAGUAACCAAGACACGUGCUUACAAGGAUUUGACGCCACAAACGGCACCGUCAAAAAAUUGGUCGCACGGCCCAUUAAUCAGGUCGCCGCCGCGGUCCGACACCUCCUCGCCACCGUCGAAUCAGUUCCUCCCGUCAAGAAUAACGCCGUCAGAGGCAGACCCGCUCCCAAGCCCGCCGGCGGCCGGAAGCUUCUCAGUACCCCGGAGUUCCCGGAAUGGGUGAAACCCAGUGACCGGAAACUUCUGCAGUCCGUCGAGUUUACGCCGGACGCGGUGGUGGCGCUCGACGGGACGGGGAACUUCACGAGCAUAAUGGACGCCGUGGCUGCCGUCAAUAAUUCCGUGAGUGAUAGACGGUAUGUGAUCCAUGUGAAGAAGGGAGUUUACAGAGAAAAUGUGGAAAUCGGGAAGAAGAAAUGGAAUAUAGUGAUGAUCGGAGACGGUAAGGGCAAUACCAUUAUUUCCGGCAACCGGAGCUUUAUUGACGGCUGGACUACUUUCAGGUCUGCAACUUUCGCGGUAAAAGGCUUGGGAUUCAUUGCCCGAGACUUGACCAUUGAGAACACGGCAGGGCCGGAGAAGCACCAAGCGGUGGCAUUCCGAUCAGAUUCCGAUCUAUCGGUGCUAUACCGGUGCGCCAUCACCGGCUACCAAGACACCCUCUACGCCCACACGCUGCGCCAGUUCUACCGAGAGUGCUUCAUCUCCGGCACCGUCGAUUUCAUCUUCGGCAACGCCGCCGCCGUCUUCCAAAAAUGCCAGAUCCAGGCCCGGCAAGGCCUCCCGGACCAAAAGAACACCAUCACCGCACACGGCCGGAAAGAUCCAACCGAGCCCACCGGGUUCUCCAUCCAGUUCUGCAAAAUCACGGGCGACCCGGGUCUGAUCGCCGCCGGAAAUUCCACCAGCACGUACCUCGGCCGGCCAUGGAAGCUCUAUUCCCGAACAGUUGUGAUGGAAUCGUACCUGAGCAGUGUGAUUAUGCCCCGGGGAUGGCUGGAAUGGAACGCGAGCUUCGCGCUGGAUACUCUGUUCUACGGGGAGUACUUGAAUUACGGACCCGGGGCCGGGUUGGGAAGCCGGGUCAACUGGACGGGUUACCACGGAACCAUGGACUUUGACCAGGCCAACGACUUCACGGUGGCUAGGUUUCUCCGGGGAAACACGUGGUUGCCGUCCACCGGCUUCCAGUAUACGGCCGGUCUCAAGGAGGUUUGACCUCAAGUCAAAUCCAUAUUUUCAUAAUUGGAUUAUGACGGAUUUAAUUACCAUUUUAUAGUACAUUUUGUAUUAUUCUUACUUAUAUAUCUAUCUCAUCUUUAACAUAUAAAGUGAUGGUACAAAAUGUUAAUCCAUGUAUCAUUUUCCGCGAGAGAGAUCGAACUUCAUAUGAUUUUAUUGUGUUACUACACGUCUUUGACUAUACACUUGUUCAUUGUGAUUGAUUGUUGUAAAUUAAAGGGUGACAAAUUGUUGUUUGACCUAAAA
Molecule: messenger RNA, 2088 nt
Organism: Cuscuta epithymum
Lineage: Eukaryota; Viridiplantae; Streptophyta; Magnoliopsida; Solanales; Convolvulaceae
Source: the annotation of a GenBank genome assembly